AUGGAGGAGAACAUGGAUGAAUCGCAAAGCCAGAAAGGUUGUAAGGAGUGCUGCGAGCGAUGCGUGGGCAGCCUGCCCUGGGCCUCGCUCAUCGCCACCAUCCUCCUGUACAUGGGCGUGGCUCUGUUCUGCGGGUGUGGCCACGAGGCUCUGAGCGGCACCGUCACCAUCCUCCAGAAUUACUUUGAAGUCAUCAGAGCCCCCGGAGACACGCUGGAUGUUUUCAUCAUUAUUGACAUCCUGAAGUACAUCAUCUAUGGCCUUGCAGGUGGAUUCUUUGUAUUUGGAGUGCUGUUGCUGGUGGAGGGCUUUUUCACCACCGGAGCUAUCAGGGAUCUCUAUGGAGAGUUCAAAAUCUCUGCCUGCGGACGCUGCCUGACUGCAUUCCUGAUGUUCCUGGCCUACCUGUUCUUCCUGGUGUGGCUCGGAGUGACAGCAUUCACCAGCCUGCCCGUCUUCAUGUACUUCAACGUCUGGACGAUGUGUCAGAACACCAGCUUGGUCGAGGGAGCCAACCUCUGCCUGGACCUGCGCCAGUUCGGAGCGGUGACCAUCGCUGACGAGAGGAAGGUGUGCACAGGAUCUGAGAAGUUCGUCAAGAUGUGUGAAUCCAAUGAGCUGGACUUGACCUUCCAUCUGUUUGUGUGCGCGCUGGCAGGAGCUGGAGCUGCUGUCAUUGCCAUGGUCCACUUCCUGAUGGCUCUAGCUGCUAACUGGGGCUACCUGAAGGACGCCAGCCGGAUCCAGAAGUACGAAGACAUCAAGUCGAAGGAGGAGCAGGAGCUGCAUGACAUCCACUCCACACGCUCCAAAGAACGCCUCAAUGCCUACACAUAA
Molecule: messenger RNA, 837 nt
Organism: Scomber scombrus (Atlantic mackerel)
Lineage: Eukaryota; Metazoa; Chordata; Actinopteri; Scombriformes; Scombridae
Product: neuronal membrane glycoprotein M6-a-like
Exons: 7
Coding region: 1-837 (278 amino acids)
Biological process (GO): neuron projection development
Cellular component (GO): filopodium; plasma membrane; neuronal cell body
Source: RefSeq, a predicted model, not a curated record